AUCUUAGUUCUCACUCUUAUAUAGACUUUUUGUAAUCUGUCACAAAUAUUUGAAAUAAUUUUAUCAAAAUUUUAGUAGAUUUAUCUUUUUAGAAAAUGCAUUCGUCGGUACUUUUGGUGAUUCUACUGAUCAGUAUUUUGCCUAUGAUGAAUGCAGCCGAAUGGUUGACUAACACCCACAAUCCAAAGUUUCCAGGCAAAUGCACGAUUUCACCAAACAUGAUCCUCAAUGAGGGUGUUAGUGUGAAGGAUCCCAAUCACAAGUGUCGUCAGAUUAUUUGUGGACAUAAUGGAAUGACAAUUGUUCAAAAUUGUGGCGUUAGUGCCUUGUCGCGUCCUUGUCGCUAUGGGGAUUACAAAAAUAUCAUGUUACCCUAUCCCAAAUGCUGUGUAAGGCACAUCAUUUGCAAGUGACAAAGUUGUCAAAUUGAAUAAGUCUGUUUUGGAAUCGAAACACAUAUCAAAAGAGAAA
Molecule: messenger RNA, 471 nt
Organism: Drosophila willistoni
Lineage: Eukaryota; Metazoa; Arthropoda; Insecta; Diptera; Drosophilidae
Exons: 3
Coding region: 96-413 (105 amino acids)
Source: RefSeq, a predicted model, not a curated record